AUGGAUAUAGUGCAGCACAUGCAAUGCACCAAGGAGCUCUCACUGCAGGUUAGAGAGAUGGCAUCUCUUGAUUUCCCGGCAUAUGGAAGUUUAUACUUCGCUGAUGCACCUAUUGAAGAAAAGCUAAAGAUACCAUUUGACAAUGGGAGAGAUCUCAAGGAGUAUUCGGCCGGGCUAAUAGAUACUGCUCUGUCACGUCUACCCAAAGAACAACCAGCCGAUGACCGACUUCCAUUCCGUGGAACUAUCCAGGAACAUUCUGACCUGAUAGAUGCGUGUCGAAAGUCUAUGAAUAUAUUAAUUGAGGAUGGGCGAGUACAGACAGCAGCGGCGCCAGCCCUGAUACAUCCAGACUACCACAAGAGGAAUAUCUAUGUUUCUCCUGACGAUCCAACCAAAGUUACAGGAUUGAUUGACUGGCAACUGGCAUCGAUUGAACCGGCAUUCAUCUACGUUCACGGAACCCCUGAUUUUGCCUCGCUCGCCGACCAGGACCCAGCCGAAGCAGACGAGUCCGAGAAAGCGAAAUCGGAAGACGAGAGACGGCUCCAAAAGGAUCUUUCUAUAUGCCACCAAACGUAUGACGUUAUUAUGAAGGGCAAGGUACCCAAGAUGCGAGCAGCAACACGGCUCGACCCAACCUUCUUCCGCCUAUUUCACUAUUGUUUUACCACCUGGAGAGACGGUGCCCCCGCCAUUAGACAAGAGCUUCUGGACUUGCGGUCCUUAUGGUCAGAUUUGGGGCUGCCUGGAAGCUGUCCAUAUGACCCAGACGAGGAAGAGCUGCACAGACAUGCAAGACAGUAUGAGGACUUUGAAACAAGGCAGAAACUGAAAACGUGGCUUACGAUGCAGCUGAACUCGGGAUCUGAUGGCUGGGUGCCGAAUGAGAUAUGGGAUGCUGCUCAAGAGGCGAAUAGGGCAGCGUAUGCAGAGUGGAUGGAGUCUGCAGAGGAGUUGGGGGAGGCGGAAGGGAUGACGCCCGAGAAAGCUGAUAGGCUGUGGCCCUUUGACGCAAGAUAA
This is a messenger RNA of Trichophyton benhamiae CBS 112371, 1023 nucleotides long. RefSeq lists its product as uncharacterized. The record is from RefSeq and is a predicted model, not a curated record. Gene Ontology annotation, cellular component: mitochondrion. Bases 1 to 1023 code for a protein of 340 amino acids. The transcript is spliced from 2 exons. NCBI's taxonomy places the organism in Eukaryota, Fungi, Ascomycota, Eurotiomycetes, Onygenales, Arthrodermataceae.